AUGAACCCCCAAUCCCCGGAUUUCAUGCCUCGUUACCAUGACCAGUCAACCGAUCACUGGGCGCUUCCUAUUGACGGUAACACUGAGUCAAACCACCAAUCCCCGGAUUUCCCACCUCGUUACCAUUACCAGUCAACCGAUCACUGGGCACUUCCUAUUAACGGUAACACUGAGUCUGAUGCCUUGUCGGUCCAUGAUCCUUCCCCCAUUAUUCCUCAGUACCCCUCUAUGAAGACCCAGCGUGUUUCUUCUCAGACAUCUUCGAAUUCCAGCCAGCAUGUUCGUGAUCCUGCCGCUCAGGCCCAGCGUCCUAUGCUGGCGCAGCCCAAGUCGCGCGUUGACACCUUUCCGUUGCACCAACGCCUGAAUAACCUCCAGAUUCAGGACAUGGACGAUGGUUCUCAGGUCCUAGAUGCGUACACUCGGAAUGUCGACAAAACUACUAACCCCGCAUCCAUGCCCAUUGGCAGCUUGGCCGCUCUGAAGGGGCCUGCCAAGUGGGGUGUUAUGAAGAUCUCGAAUAUACCUUACAAUCUCACGAAGCAGGAGAUAUUUCAGUUCAUCGGCCGCCAGGCGCGCCCUAUCACUGACGAUAUGGGCUGCCCAAUCCAUAUCAUUAUGGAUAGAUCCACCGCAAAGACCAUGGACUGCUAUGUCGAAUUCAAGACUGUUGAAGAUGCCCAUAACACCGUCGAACGCAUCAACCGUACGACUGGCACUGGACGCGCACCUCGCCUUGGUAGCCGUCAUGUGGAAGUGGAGAUGAGUGACCAGGACGCCCUUCUGAAGGAUCUGUUUCCCCGUGCAAAUUGUAUCGAGUGGGAAUCUGGGAUGCCAAAGCUCCAGCCGAACCGCGACCCUAUCGGUUGCUCUGGGUUCAACGGGUUUAUGACAGGAGAGGAGCUGAUCAUGGCUAUUAGGCACGCUGAGGUCCCUAGUCGUUCCCCGUUUGGAGAGAAGUGCCCUGAGCGUACUUAUGAGUCCACUAUCAGCACUCUUGACAAGUUUCCCUGGUACGCUCCUCGGUUGUACACGGUGCAGGAUAGAAACCGGAUUUUCGACCUCUCAAACAGGCAUAUUUUGAGCCUCUCAUCUCGGAUUCAUCAGAAGACAGUGGGUCUCAGCAGGAAGCUUCUCCAAGAGCUACUCCAUGCCGGCCUGAAGUGUCCUGCAUUCAACGAGCGCCAGAAGUAUACCCUGUGUGUUAACUCGGGAAUUGAGUUGGAAAUCAACAAGCUUUCGGACAUGGCCAAGUGGUUUCCGUUUGAUACUCUGUCCAACAAGCCUGACUUUCAUGAUGCCAUUCACAAGUACUAUGCGGACCUCAUCUCUCAGGGCACCGUUUCGAAGACGGAGAACAUGGGCUUGAUCAACAAGUUCCCACAUGACCUUCCAUAUCUUCGUUCACCGUACGGAAGCAUUUGGCUUGAGUGGUCAGCCUCUGCUGACAACAUCUUGUGGGAAGAUGCUGUCGAAUACGAGCUCAGUAUUUUGCAUGAUCUGGUCCUUCGUGGCUGGAUGAACGAUGACAGGAGUAACAUGUCAAACUUGCAGUACCGACAAACUUCCAAGGAGGUGCCCUCCACUCGUGUUCGCAGUGGAGGCCGCAACUUAUCUAUGUCAUUUGCACCCUCUAAUACCAUGGCAAGCCAGGCUGGGCUGUCAGCUCGCAGUGGCGCGUACUUAACCCCCUCUCGUCGUGCAAGCGAGUCUACUGGCACUGGCAGUAUUUCUGGUCUCAGUGGCCUCAGCGGCACUUGGAAUCAUAAGCUGCUCUUUAUGUCACCCACCGAGACUCGCCCCUAUCGUGACCACCGCCGCACCGAGUCGUCGCCCAUGUGCCUCACACCCAUCACUAACACUUUUGGUGAAGAUAUCACUCGCUAA
Messenger RNA from Aspergillus mulundensis, 1887 nucleotides. RefSeq lists its product as uncharacterized. The coding region runs from base 1 to 1887 and encodes 628 amino acids. The record is from RefSeq and is a predicted model, not a curated record. Gene Ontology annotation, molecular function: nucleic acid binding. NCBI's taxonomy places the organism in Eukaryota, Fungi, Ascomycota, Eurotiomycetes, Eurotiales, Aspergillaceae. The transcript is spliced from 6 exons.